Messenger RNA from Camellia sinensis, 891 nucleotides. Lineage: Eukaryota; Viridiplantae; Streptophyta; Magnoliopsida; Ericales; Theaceae. The record is from RefSeq and is a predicted model, not a curated record.
AUGCAUGUUGACAGCCAGACAACUUUCAAGAAGACAUUGGAAAUCUACGAGCUAUUGGACAAGCUAAAGAGCCAGGCAGAAAGAGAAGAAGAUUCAAAGUCAGACCAUAACCUAAAAUCGACUCUUCCAGACAGCAAGGAGCAAUUGGCCAAAGUUCAUUCCGAACUAGAGGCCAAGGAAAGAUCCAUCUUGGCAGGAUUGGAAAAAGCUUUGAUGGAAAGUGAUAGUGAGAUAGAAGAUGAAGUCGUCCCAGGCCAAAGGAAGGGGAUGGAAUUUCAAACUGAAGAUGACAACCAAGGUCAGGAGAUUGACCCAAUCCCAGUUUCCAGUGAAGACUCACAAGUGAGUAUGGUGCAAGACGAAUCCAAAGUAGUCACACCAAUGAAAACUGAAGGCGAGAGUGAGGAAGAGGAGGAGGAUGCCUUAUGGACAGACUUUGUCUAUGAGGAGGAGGGUAAGGAUGUCGAACCGAAAAAGCUAGGAGCAGAACAAAGUAAGGAGAUUGCUUCGAAGUCAGAAGGAAUCAAAGAAAAAGUAUCAGUGAGUUCUCAGGAAUUUCAAACUGAAGAUGACAACCAAGGUCAGGAGAUUGACCCAAUCCCAGUUUCCAGUGAAGACUCACAAGUGAGUAUGGUGCAAGACGAAUCCAAAGUAGUCACACCAAUGAAAACUGAAGGCGAGAGUGAGGAAGAGGAGGAGGAUGCCUUAUGGACAGACUUUGUCUAUGAGGAGGAGGGUAAGGAUGUCGAACCGAAAAAGCUAGGAGCAGAACAAAGUAAGGAGAUUGCUUCGAAGUCAGAAGGAAUCAAAGAAAAAGUAUCAGUGAGUUCUCAGGGACCAGUUGUUGGUGGUUUUAAAGAGAUACAAAGAUUGUUUUGUAUGGUCUUAUAA